AUGCCGACCCAGUCUAAUACAUCCCAACCUGAAGUAUCUAACUUGGAAGAACCCCAGACCGGCGUCAUGGGCAACGCGUCGGUCGUCACGGCACCGCCACCAGCAUAUCUCACCCCAACACCAUUUGCAUCCGUCUCUUUUCAUGGCUCGCACCGCCUUCGAUUACUUAACUUCCCUGAGUCCGAUAUCACCGCUUUCAAGCACACCAUCUUACCUACUUGGCAUGGAAGUAUACAACAAGUGAAAGAAGACGCUGAUUCAACCGAACUCGAAUUGGAUAAGGACGUGUGGACCAGGCUUUUACACGAUGACAUACAGGCGAGAGAAUUAAUCCGAGUAAUACUGCAACAUCUAUACAACCGAGGAUGGAUUUUGCAAGCCAACACGAAUAUCAGCUUAGCUUCUCGCGACAUUGAUACGUUAAUAUUCCGAAAAGCUCCAGUUGUACCACCAGUAGCUGAAUGGAUAACUAUUACUUUCCCUACGUCCGAUCGUCUACGCUUUGGUGGGCUAUCCCAACAGCUGCUCACCGAUUUUAGACAAAUAUUGCAAAGUAAGCAACUAUUGCUGAAGGAGUAUUGCGUUGGGAAUGCUCGUUGGGACUUUCAGAUUCGGGACAUCUAUGGGAUCCCGAGGAAUCAGAAAUUGGAGCUGUGCGAAUGA
Molecule: messenger RNA, 663 nt
Organism: Glarea lozoyensis ATCC 20868
Lineage: Eukaryota; Fungi; Ascomycota; Leotiomycetes; Helotiales; Helotiaceae
Exons: 1
Coding region: 1-663 (220 amino acids)
Source: RefSeq, a predicted model, not a curated record